Notothenia coriiceps (black rockcod) is the source of this 794-nucleotide messenger RNA. Its product is annotated as huntingtin-like. Gene Ontology annotation, cellular component: cytoplasm. The transcript is spliced from 5 exons. Lineage: Eukaryota; Metazoa; Chordata; Actinopteri; Perciformes; Nototheniidae. The annotation marks the transcript as partial. The record is from RefSeq and is a predicted model, not a curated record.
ACAGAGAUUCGGAGGCCAUCAUCCCAAACAUAUUUUUCUUCCUGGUGCUCCUUUCAUACGAGCGCUACCACUCCAAGCAGAUAAUCAGCAUCCCCAAGAUCAUCCAGCUGUGUGACGGUAUCAUGGCGAGCGGCAGGAAAGCUGUCACACAUGCCAUCCCAGCCCUGCAGCCAAUAGUCCACGACCUGUUUGUGCUGAGGGGCUCCAACAAAGCAGACGCAGGCAAAGAGUUGGAAACACAGAAAGAGGUGGUGGUCUCCAUGCUGCUCAGACUGGUGCAACACCAUCAGGUGUUGGAGAUGUUCAUCCUCGUGCUGCAGCAGUGUCACAAAGAGAAUGAAGACAAGUGGAAGCGAUUGUCAAGGCAGAUUGCUGACGUCAUUCUUCCCAUGAUUUCUAAGCAGCAGAUGCACCUGGACUCUCCGGAGGCGUUGGGGGUGUUGAACACUCUCUUUGAGACGGUGGCCCCCUCCUCUCUCCGACCUGUGGAUAUGCUGCUCAAGAGUAUGUUCACCACCCCGGUUACCAUGGCUUCCGUAGGGACGGUGCAGCUGUGGGUGUCGGGGAUCCUGGCGGUGCUCCGGGUGCUCGUCUCCCAGUCUACUGAGGACAUCGUCCUGUCCCGGGUCCACGAGCUCUCCCUCACCCCUCAUCUCCUCUCCUGCCACACGAUCCGCCGCCUGCAUCAGCAGAGCCCCUCCCCAAGCGACCCCCCCGCUGCCGACACACUCUGCAGCCAGGACGGUGAGGCACAAAAAGCCCUGCCUGAGGAAACCUUUGCCAGGUUAGUGACC